AGAAGAAGCAGAAGCAGAAGCAGAAGCAGACUUGUCAGAAAGGGCAAAAUCCGAAAUAUUAUCUAUGACUGGUGACAGCUAGAUGCCCUGCUACAACACAGCACACUGAUACAGGAAGCAUUUGUGCAAGAGAAAUGGCAAACAAAGGCAACAGUGAGGACACAGGAAUGCUUUCCUUUCAACUUUCAGACACUAUGCAGCAGGGAACUGACUCUACAGGACAUGAUACAACAGAGAAAAGUGAGAGUAGCAGUGAACUUGAGGAGAAACAAACAGGCCUGUCAGGUGAUUCUUUGCCAGAUAAUGUACCUAAAGAGGAUGAUGGUGGGUCUGCAGCACAAGUUCACACAGAGGACACAGGAAUGCUUUCCUUUCAACUUUCAGACACUAUGCAGCAGGGAACUGACUCUACAGGACAUGAUACAACAGAGAAAAGUGAGAGUAGCAGUGAUCCUGAGGAGAAACAAACAGAUGCUGUGCAGCAGGGAACUGUCUCUAGGUCUGACCCAGGACAUGAUACAACAGAGAAAAGUGAGAGGAGCACUGAACCUGAGGAGAAACAAACAGGCCCGUCAGGUGAUUCUUUGCCAGAUAAUGCACCUAAAGAGGAUGAUGAGGACACAGGAAUGCUUUCUUUUCAACUUUCAGAUGCUGUGCAGCAGGGAACUGACUCUAGGUCUGACCCAGGACAUGAUACAACAGAGAAAAGUGAGAGUAGCAGUGAUUCUGAGGAGAAACAAACAGAAAAGACGACACAGAUUCGCAGUAGUUCUGAGACCGAGAAGGACCCUCACUCUGGCACAGAACCUAAGAGAGACAUGGACAGAGAAAAGGGCCGUAAACCUGAGAGAAAAGAAGGCCUGUCAGGUGAUUCUUUGCCAGAUAAUGCACCUAAAGAGGAUGAUGAGGACACAGGAAUGCCUUCCUUUCAACUUCCAGAUGCUAUGCAGCAGGGAACUGUCUCUAGGUCUGACCCAGGACAUGAUACAACAGAGAAAAGUGAGAGUAGCAGUGAUCCUGAGGAAAAACAAACAGAAAAGACAACACAGAUUCACAGUAGUUCUGAGACCGAGAACCACCCUCACUCUGGCACAGAAUCUAAGAGAGACAUGGACAGAGAAAAGGGCCGUAAACCUGAGAGAAAAGAAGGCCUGUCAGGUGAUUCUUUGCCAGAUAAUGCACCUAAAGAGGAUGAUGAGGACACAGGAAUGCUUUCCUUUCAACUUUCAGAUGCUGUGCAGCAGGGAACUGACUCUAGGUCUGACCCAGGACAUGAUACAACAGAGAAAAGUGAGAUUAGUUGUGAUCCUGAGGAGAAAAAAACGGACACAGAUUCGCAGUAGUUCUGAGACCAAGAAGCACUCUCACCCUGGCACAGGACCUAAGAGAGACAUGGACAGAGAAAAGGGCCGUAAACCUGAGAGAAAAGGCUCGUCAGUUGAAUCUUUGCCAGAUAAUGCAUCUAAAGAGGAUGAUGGUGGAUCUGGUUUGCAGGAAAUUAAUAAAGUAUUUUGGACUGCAGCUGCUGUCGUUCUGUUAGCUGUGGUUUGUGCAUUAUGGCAGCGUAGUCCUGACUCAACUCCACCUGUACAAAAGGAGAUUAAUGUGGUGGACGUGUUCAACCAGGAAAUGAAAAAACUUGAGACUACCUUUCCAAAUCAGCAUCCAGAGCUCUGGAGGAGGAGUCUUAUUCAUCUCAGGCGCCACCUAAAGACUAAGAACCCCACUGAACCUGUCAGCCUGAUUCUGACGUCUGAUCACAGAGCUGAAAAGACACUUGGUUGCCUGGCCCAAUGCUUGGCCCGAGCAUUUUCUACUGCCCAUAACACUUCAGUUCUGAAUAUUAAUGGCAAAAACAAAACAUCACAUGACAGUGAUCAGGUCAAACUGGACAUUGAUAGUGAAUUGACAAAAGCCUUUGAGGGUAAAAAGUCUGCUGCAGUUAUCCACCAUUUUGAGGAGCUCCCUCCUGGAUCCACUCUCAUCUUCUACCGUUACUGUGACCAUGAGAAUGCGGCUUAUAAAGAUGUCUUCUUGGUCUUUACUGUAAUGCUUGAUCCAGAAGUGGAAUUGACAUCCAAUGACAGUCUAAGAAGAGUUGGGGAGAUGGUUAAAGAGCACAUAAAACAGAAGUUUGUCUCCUCUGACAAGUCAGCUAUGUUUAAUCAAAUGGAUGUUGACAAACUAGGUGGACUGUGGACCCGAAUUUCACAUCUCAUUUUGCCAGUGGCUGCAGAAAAGAAAAUUGAAAAGCAGGGCUGUGGGGAUUGUGAAUCCCCUCUUAAUAUCCAAAAGCCUGAAGAAGAAGACACAGCAAGUGUUAUACAUGAAGAAGAUGUGGAGAGGGAUGAGAACGUCCAAGCACAGAUCAUUGUGCCAGUGAAUAAUAAAAAGACGACAGACAUUCACAGUAGUUCUGAGACCGAGAACCACCCUCAGUCUGGCACAGGACCUAAGAGAGACAUGGACAGAGAAAAGGGCCGUAAACCUGAGAGAAAAGAAGGCCUGUCAGGUGAUCCUUUCCCAGAUAAUGCACCUAAAGAGGAUGAUGAUGCUGUGCAGCAGGGAACUGACUCUACAGGACAUGAUACAACAGAGAAAAGUGAGAGUAGCAGUGAUUCUGAGGAGAAACAAACAGGCCCGUCAGUUGAUUCUUUGCCAGAUAAUGCACCUAAAGAGGAUGAUGGUGGGUCUGAAAAGACGACACACAUUCACAGUAGUUCUGAGACCGAGAACCACCCUCAGUCUGGCACAGGACCUAAGAGAGACAUGGACAGAGAAAAGGGCCGUAAACCUGAGAGAAAAGAAGGCCUGUCAGGUGAUCCUUUGCCAGAUAAUGCACCUAAAGAGGAUGAUGAUGCUGUGCAGCAGGGAACUGACUCUACAGGACAUGAUACAACAGAGAAAAGUGAGAGUAGCAGUGAUUCUGAGGAGAAACAAACAGGCCUGUCAGUUGAUUCUUUGCCAGAUAAUGCACCUAAAGAGGAUGAUGGUGGGUCUGGUUUGUAGGAAAUUAUUACCAUGCUUUCUUGACUCAAACAAUUAAUUCUUGUCAAAAUGGUCACUAUAUGAGAAUGUUGGGAAUUAAAGGUCAACUAUUCAUUUUUAUUCUGUAAAAUAAAAAUAAUCGUGAUGAAGAUUUUUGCUGUAACCGAGCAGCCCUAAUUACAUAUUUAAUUUGAAUAUUAAUGGCAAAAACAAAGCAUCACAAGACAGUGAUCAGGUCAAGCUGGACAUUGAUAGUGAAUUGAGAAAAGCCUUUGAUGGUAAAAAGUCUGCUGCAGUCAUCCACCGUUUUGAGGAGCUCCCUCCUGGAUCCACUCUCAUCUUCUACCGUUACUGUGACCACGAGAAUGCGGCUUAUAAAGAUGUCUUCUUGGUCUUUACUGUAAUGCUUGAUCCAGAAGUGGAAUUGACAUCCAAUGACAGUCUAAGAAGAGUUGGGGAGAUGGUUAAAGAGCACAUAAAACAGAAGAAAAUCAGACACAUUUUUUUCCCACAAAUUACUUUUAACUUUAAAUAUUAGACUCACACUUUGGAUUCAGACAAAAUAUAUAUAUAAAUACAUUUAGGUAUGUGCUGCUGCAUAGGCCUGUUUUCUUCCUUUCACACUGAAUUACAACUUUUCAGAUUAUGAAAUUUAUAUUUAAAAAAAAAGAUAAAAUGAAGGAAGUUAUCCCCUUUUUAGCUCUUUUUUUUCUGUUUUUAUGUAGAUCUUUUUGCAUCUAAAUUAUGUCUUAUAUUAAAGUUAUUUUUUAUCUAUAAAUUUGGUUGGCCAAGGAUUUACCUGUUAUAUGUGUUGUAUGAUUGAUUUAGUUUAUUCUUCAAAGUUUUAUUAGAGAAAAUAAACGUGCCUUAAUAAAUGUAUCAGCUCUA
Molecule: messenger RNA, 3876 nt
Organism: Cyprinus carpio (common carp)
Lineage: Eukaryota; Metazoa; Chordata; Actinopteri; Cypriniformes; Cyprinidae
Exons: 26
Coding region: 223-3009 (928 amino acids)
Biological process (GO): membrane organization
Cellular component (GO): membrane
Molecular function (GO): ATPase activator activity
Source: RefSeq, a predicted model, not a curated record